CAUCAUGUAGCUGCAGCACAGCCUUCCCUAACGUUGCAACUGGGGGAAAAAUCACUUUCCAGUCUGUUUUGCAAGGUGUGCAUUUCCAUCUUGAUUCCCUGAAAGUCCAUCUGCUGCAUCGGUCAAGAGAAACUCCACUUGCAUGAAGAUUGCACGCCUGCAGCUUGCAUCUUUGUUGCAAAACUAGCUACAGAAGAGAAGCAAGGCAAAGUCUUUUGUGCUCCCCUCCCCCAUCAAAGGAAAGGGGAAAAUGUCUCAGUCGAAAGGCAGGAAGCGAAACCCUGGCCUUAAAAUUCCGAAAGAAGCAUUUGAACAGCCUCAGACCAGUUCCACGCCACCUCGAGACUUAGACUCCAAAGCUUGCAUUUCUAUUGGAAAUCAGAACUUUGAGGUGAAGGCGGAUGACCUGGAGCCAAUAAUGGAACUGGGACGAGGUGCGUACGGGGUCGUGGAGAAGAUGCGACACGUGCCGAGCGGGCAGAUCAUGGCGGUAAAGCGGAUCCGGGCCACAGUAAAUAGCCAGGAGCAGAAAAGGCUACUGAUGGAUUUGGAUAUUUCCAUGAGGACAGUGGACUGUCCGUUUACCGUCACCUUUUAUGGCGCACUCUUCCGGGAGGGUGAUGUUUGGAUCUGCAUGGAGCUCAUGGAUACGUCACUAGAUAAAUUCUACAAGCAAGUGAUUGACAAAGGCCAAACAAUUCCAGAGGACAUCUUAGGGAAAAUAGCAGUUUCUAUUGUAAAAGCGUUAGAACAUUUACACAGUAAGCUCUCUGUCAUUCAUCGAGACGUCAAGCCUUCCAACGUGCUGAUCAACACUCUGGGCCAAGUCAAGAUGUGCGAUUUUGGAAUCAGUGGCUACCUUGUAGACUCUGUCGCUAAAACUAUUGAUGCAGGAUGCAAACCGUACAUGGCCCCCGAAAGAAUAAACCCAGAGCUCAAUCAGAAGGGAUAUAGUGUGAAGUCUGACAUUUGGAGUCUGGGAAUCACAAUGAUUGAGUUGGCGAUCCUUCGGUUUCCCUAUGACUCUUGGGGGACUCCCUUCCAACAGCUCAAACAGGUGGUAGAGGAGCCCUCCCCACAACUCCCAGGAGACAAGUUCACUGAAGAGUUUGUUGACUUUACCUCACAGUGCUUGAAGAAGAAUUCCAAAGAACGGCCAACAUAUCCAGAACUUAUGCAACAUCCGUUUUUCACCCUACACGAAUCCAAAGCAACAGAUGUGGCAUCUUUUGUAAAGUCAAUUCUUGGAGACUAACUACCGUGGACUCAAUUGGUUGGCCCUCCUGUGGAUUGGUGGGUUUACAGGGUGAAGCAAGUUCAUGAAAGCGCCAAUAGAAACUCAUCUUUUUUGAGAUAAUUUAAUCCUUCCUCUCAGAAGGUUUUUUUCCUCCCCAUUUUCUUUUCUUUAUUUUUUUUCCCCUCCAAAGGGGGCCUUGGAAUCCAUAGUAUAGAAUGAACUGUCUAGAUGGAUGAAAUAUGGCAAAGGCUUAGGACUUAAAAAGGUGAUUAAAUAUUUAAUGAUGUGUCAUAUGAGUCCUUAAGCUUCUCAGACUUCUCUUGUUCUUCACGAAAUGAAUGCAUUGGCCCUGGUCAAAAGGUGCUACAGUAGUGAUGAAAUUGUAAGUAGAUCUGUAGUCUGUCCCACUUAUUAUUUUAAUAUUUAUGUUUAAGAGCUUGGUUGAAGAGAUUCCAUUUUAUGCAAGGAGGGAAAUACAAGACACAUGGUUGGGUUGGCAAUAUUUAUAGGGCUUUUAUUUUUAAGUUCAAUCGUGUCUGUGGUCCAGAGGAAAUUAUUUAAUAUGCAUCUUUAAGAGUAUUAUAACAAUAUCAACGAGGAGCUCUUUUUUUGUAAAAUACCUGUUCCAGCUGUUGGAGCUUCUUGCUGUGUCCUUAGAUUUCUGCUCAACUCCUGGGUAAUAACCACGUAUUUCAGGUGAAGUGGUGAGGCAUCCCGGUCAUAACUUUGCCCCAACUUUGGGAAACAUAAAAUCACGUGUGUCACAUCUCGGAGUCCCGAGUGGGGUUCUCUUGACCUUUGUGGUAUUAAUGGAAUGUGAUUCGUGAUGUGGUUUUAUAUCACCUGUCUACCCUUCUACAUGUGUGCCUGUGUGUAUUCAGUAAGUCCCAAGCUCUGCCAAGUGGCUUCUGUGGACAUCUCUGCUUGGUGAGGAAGAUAUAUGUCAAUCCUGAGAGGAGAUGCCAUGUCAAACCUCACUGAGAAUUGGUGCCUUCUGCUUCUCUCCCUCAUGACAAUGUAUAAGCCCCAAGGUUUGCCUUUGUGUGAAGAUGUGCGUUUGCUUUCUUUUCUCUCCCUUGUUCAAUAAAGAAGCCUUACUAUUAACGGGAGGGCUGCAAUACAAGAAAAUAAACGUUCUUUGAUAAGAUA
Hyaena hyaena (striped hyena) is the source of this 2386-nucleotide messenger RNA. RefSeq names its product mitogen-activated protein kinase kinase 6 (gene MAP2K6). Gene Ontology annotation, molecular function: MAP kinase kinase activity; ATP binding. Lineage: Eukaryota; Metazoa; Chordata; Mammalia; Carnivora; Hyaenidae. Bases 251 to 1255 code for a protein of 334 amino acids. The transcript has 12 exons. Gene Ontology annotation, biological process: protein phosphorylation; MAPK cascade. The record is from RefSeq and is a predicted model, not a curated record.